This is a messenger RNA of Trichobilharzia regenti, 434 nucleotides long. The record is from the annotation of a GenBank genome assembly. Lineage: Eukaryota; Metazoa; Platyhelminthes; Trematoda; Strigeidida; Schistosomatidae.
AUGAAGAUUACUUACUUGAUCUGCAUUGUGUCGUUGGUUGUCUUUCGAAAUGUCGCAGCCGAAGCUGAAGAAACUUUGACAAGCGAGAACGCUACAGAGACGACGACAAUUCUGGACGACGCUGUUGCUGUAGAAGAGACUUUGACAGUCGAGGAUCUUGAAAAUCUGCAAAAUUUUAUGCGAGCCACUGUUCAUUCAUUUCAAGAGAACUUUGUGAGGUUUUUAAAAUCCUUCUUCUGGACAAGAGUAGCAGCUCCAGUACUCAGCUCACUCGGUCUCAAUCAAACAUUUACCGUGACAAUAUGAGCACAGAUGACUGAUAAUGAUGCCGUGCAUAUCGAUCAGUUAGAAUAGACAAUUAGAAUUUCGUUCAACUUUCCUAAUCAACAAUAUUCAUUACUUUUAACUUAAUGUUUUUCUUUUAAUAAUAAUAA